This is a messenger RNA of Limanda limanda (common dab), 4008 nucleotides long. RefSeq names its product immunoglobulin-like and fibronectin type III domain-containing protein 1. Lineage: Eukaryota; Metazoa; Chordata; Actinopteri; Pleuronectiformes; Pleuronectidae. The coding region runs from base 1 to 4008 and encodes 1335 amino acids. The record is from RefSeq and is a predicted model, not a curated record. The transcript has 22 exons. Gene Ontology annotation, molecular function: protein binding.
AUGUGGAAGAAGUCGAAGGUGACCGAGCAGACUGCCGCUGGGCAGGCAGGCAUCAAGAAGAAGUCCAAAGUUCCCGGCGUCAUGAUAACGCAGUUUAAGGAGGAAAUUCCAGAGGGAAUGUCAACUCCAGACUUUACCCGCAAACCCAUCGCUCUGACUCUUCAAGAGGGUAAACUUGCCAUCUUUAAAGCCAUUGUAGUGGGAACUCCCACUCCUGACGUGACGUGGAGCAGGGCGAACGGAGAAAUCACUUUUCACCCUGAUGUGUGUCUGCAGAAGUACGAUGAUAUAUCUCUUGAACACACGCUGGAGUUUCCAAAAGUUGCCGCGGACGAUGCCGACACCUACAAGUGUUUUGCAAAUAAUGAACAUGGAAGAGCUGUUUGUACUGUCGUCUUGAAUGUAAUUUCAGAUGUGACUGACUUGAGAAAAGGCCUUAAGAAACGUAAACCCGACGGAACCCGUGAGGAGAAGCAAAUGGAACCGGAGGAGAAGGUCUGGGAGAUUCUGAUGAGCGCAGACAAGAAAGACUAUGAGCAGAUCUGCGUUGACUACGGCGUCACCGACUUCCGAGGAAUGUUGACGAAACUCAACCAGAUGAAGAGAGAGAGGGAGCAGGAGAUAGCGGAGUUUGUGACACAAAUCAGUACGCUCAAACACAUCGCGGUCAGCGACGACGACUGUGCAACAAUUGAGCUGGACAUGGACCUCAAAGAUCCCGCCAGCAAACUUUUCCUGUAUAAGGAUGGCGUCAUGAUUCCUUUCUCCCUCGAAGAAAGCGAUAAAGCGAAGCAUAGCUUGAAAAUGGUGGGCAAGAAAUACACAUUCAAAAUUCAUGGGUUAGGUUCCGGCGAUGCUGGACUCUACUCGGUGGAUGUCGGGGGCGUCAAUGUAUUCUCCACAGACUUUAAAGUCCCUGAAGUGGACUUUGCAGUCAAAAUACAAGAGGUCAAGGCAGAGGAACGAGAGGACGCCCUUUUCCAAUGUGUCCUGACCGCCCCCCUGAACGAGAUCGUAUGGUAUGGUAAAAGCGCCCCUCUGUCAAACAGUGAGAAACAUGAAAUCAGUGUAUCUGAAGAUAAGCUUAUCCACAAGCUGAUUGUGCGGGACUGUCUGCCUCUGGAUGCUGGGAUCUACGCUGCUGUGGCAGGGAUCAAGUCAUGCAAUUGCUGGCUUGUAGUUGAAGCUGACAAAGAUCCUGCCAACAAGGGGAAGAAGGGAACUCGUAAAUCGACUAUGGCUGGAGCCUGCAACGACGAAGAACUGAUCAAAAUAGCUAAAGAGCAGCAGGGAAAAUACGAGAAAGAAAUGGCAGAAAAACUGGAACAGGCCAAAAAGGCUCAGGAAGAGAAAGCAGCUGCAGAAGUCAUCUCUCAAGCAGAGGCAAAAGUAGCUAAAAAGGAGAGAGCUGCAGCCAAGGCCGCUGCGAGGGCGAGGAAGGCAGCAGCCGGUACGGGUGGUGCAGGCUCAGCUGCACAUGGUGCCGGAGGGGCCAGUGGUCCUGGUGGUGGAGCCUCUGGGACAGAUGGUGCUGGAGGUGCCGUUGGUGCUGGUGGUGCCCUUGGGGCCGGUGGUGCUGUAAGCGCUGAAGGUGGUGUAGGAGUUGGAGUCGGAGCUGGAGCUGAUCCAGGAGUUCACUUUCAUGCUGGGCUCUCGGACUGCAAAGCCAUUAUCGGAGAAGCAGCAGAGCUGGAGUGCAAAGUGAGCCGUGAGGAGUGUCAGGGAAUCUGGUUCAAAGAUGGAGAUGAGAUUCAAACAUCGGAGGGUAUAACCAUUUCAAAAGAUGGAACCUUCCACAGGCUGAAAAUUCACAAAGUAACUGAGGAAUUCGCUGGAACAUAUAAAUUUGAAGCAGAUGGACGUAAAACAGAGGCCCUCAUUGUUGUUGAAGAUCCACCGAGGUUUGAUGCUGAGGAACUGGAAGUGUUUAGAACUCCUGUCUCAGUGAAAAAGGGACAAAAGGCAACCUUCAAAUUACCUUAUAUUGGACGGGAUCCUAUCAAAGUCCAAUGGUACCUCGAGGGUGAAGAGCUAGCGGAUGAGUCAAACAUCAAGAUUGAGCACACAGAGGGGUGCAGCCGCCUGCUUCUCACCAAGCUGCAGCGCAAAGACAGUGGUGAAAUCAAGAUCAAACUCAAAAACGAGUUUGGCACUGUUGAGGCCUUAAGCCAGCUUCUUGUACUGGAUAAACCCACUCCCCCAAUGGGACCUCUGGAGAUCGUUGAGGCGUGCUCCUCCUCUAUUGAAUUCAAGUGGAGACCCCCAAAGGACAGUGGCGGCUGCAAGAUUGGAAACUACAUCCUUGAACGGCAGCAAGUCGGACGCAACACCUGGAAGAAGGUGGGGCCGAUUGGGGCGGAGGCCACUUACAAGGACACUGAUGUAGACCAUGGCAGAAGGUACUGCUAUCGCCUGAGAGUGGAGACUGAAAUGGGAACCAGUGAGCUGAUGGAAACAGAAGACAUUCAAGCUGGUACAAAAGCGUACCCUGCUCCUCCAUCUGCACCGAAGGUUGUCAGCGCCUUUAAGAACUGCAUCAACCUCACCUGGACUCCUCCCUCCGACACCGGAGGAACUAAUAUCCUGGGAUACAACGUUGAGAAACGCAAGAAGGGCAGCAACCUGUGGGGCCAAGUCAACCCAGCCGAUGAAAUGAUCAGAGCCAAGGUCUAUGGUGCUAAAGACGUAAAUGAGGGCAUGGAGUACGAAUUCCGUGUGGCAGCAAUUAAUGACUCUGGAGCGGGUGAAUACAGUUCACCAUCUGAGUUUGUGUUUGCCAGAGACCCUAAAAAGCCUCCUGGUAACGUCAUUGACUUUAAAGUGACAGACUCCACCUACACAACCCUGUGCCUGUCUUGGACCAAACCCAAGGAGAUAGAGGGGGUUGAGGAUGAAGCCAAGGGAUAUUUUGUGGAGAUCAGACCUGCAGAAAACACUGAGUGGGAUCGCUGCAAUUCAAACCAAAUCACCAUGACUUCCUACACGGUGAAAGGCAUGAAGUCAAUGGCCAUGUACUGGGUGAGAGUACAUGCUACCAAUGAUGGAGGAGACGGACCGUAUAAGGAACUCGACAACUACAUCCUCGCUAUGCCUCCUCCUGUGAGGCCACGAUUCACAGAUGCAAAAAUCAAGAGCUUCAUGGUGGUGAGAGCCGGAAACUCCGCCCGAAUCAACAUCAACUUUGAGGCCUCCCCUCGGCCUGAUGUCAUCUGGUUGAAAGACGGCAUGCCCGUGUCUAAGAAAGUGACCGUCAGCAACGCAGAGGCCAUGUCCCAGCUCCUGAUUCCGUCCUCCGAGCGCGCAGACACCGGAAUCUACACAAUUGUCGUCAAGAACAUUGUCGGGCAAGAGACAUUCAGCAUAGAAAUGAGAGUCACAGAUGAACCGAAGCCGCCAGGUCCCCUGGAGCUGGAUGAAAACGUGCCCGGCACCGUGACGCUUUCAUGGGACGCGUCUCCAGAUGAGAAACGUGACGACAGGCUGCACUACAUGGUGAUGAAGCGGGAUUCGAACAAAAGAGCCUGGCACACCAUCGCAGAUCACAUCUUCAACAACAAGUUCACGGCCUGCAACAUCCUGCCAGGCCGGGAAUACCAGUACAGGGUCUAUGCCAAGAACGACAUGGGCUCGUCCAAACCGUCUGAAUCCACAAAGUGGGUGAUUCAUGCCAAGAAAGAAAAGUUCACCUUGACCAUGCCGGAGAGGAAGACCUGUAAUCUGCAGUGCGCCCCGAAGGUCAUGGUCCCACUGAAACUGCACACCGCUCCUCAAGGGUAUGAGUGCUACAUGAGCUGCGCGGUGAAAGGAGACCCCACGCCUCAUGUGACAUGGCUCCGCGACAACAUCAGUCUGAAUACCAACACUAACUACUUCAUCUCCAACACCUGUGGCGUGUGUUCUCUGCUCAUACUGAGGGUCGGAUCCCAAGACACCGGCGAGUACAAGGUUGUUGCAGAGAGCUCCUUGGGGAGGGCAGAGUCCGCCACUAAACUGACAGUCAGAGAUUAA